Cherax quadricarinatus is the source of this 2083-nucleotide messenger RNA. The record is from RefSeq and is a predicted model, not a curated record. NCBI's taxonomy places the organism in Eukaryota, Metazoa, Arthropoda, Malacostraca, Decapoda, Parastacidae.
AUGACGCCGCUGAUGUCUGCCCAUCUUGUGGUAUACCAUUUACCUUCAGGCUUUGCACAAGAAAGAGAAGGAAAACAGGAAGACGAGACAGAUGAGAACCCCGAUAAGUUGCGCUCUAGAAUUCCGACAUUUAAUAUAAAAGAAAACUGUACGGUUAUCAGCUGUUAUGCGAGUGGUUUAAGUGCUGCACCCAUUGACACUGGAAAGUGUGAGGCCUUUAACAAAUUGUGUCAACAUUUAAAUGAAAAAGAUGAACGUCAGUACUGUUUGUCUAGCUUGUUAGCGUCACAUGACUACUGGGCGUCCAAGAAUGGGCCGCCAAUCCUGGACGAGUCCCAGGACUGGAAGUUGAUGGCUGGCCGACAGAACGACACACACACCAUGAUCAGGGUGCGGCGACCCAUCACGCCAAGCACAAAAGACGACAUCGAUGUCUUCGACUUCCCGAUGUGGAUCCUGUGGGCGUGGCAUCCUCACGACCCUGGCGAGGACCUUCACCCAGAAUACCACCAGAACAACAGAGGAGCCCGCCGCCUCUGCAUCCUCCGGUCGGACUGCUGGCCACCAUCACCACCGCCACCCACCAGGGGCGCCGCCGCCUCCCUCACCGCCACCGUCGCUGUUGCUGCUGCCUCCUGCCUCCUGGUCCUCCUUCCACAGUUGCACCUUCUCUUAUGAGCUCAGGGAGAGCUCCUGUGUAAACCGCCUGUGUGUGUGUGUUUUUGUUUUUGGUUUCCUCCCUUCGCCAAGGGAGGUUGUAUUAGGUUGUAUGGGUAACUUUAGUUUGGGGAUGAUUAUAGUGAUGGUCAUGAUAUUUACAAAUGAAGGUAAUAAAUAUUCAGUAUUUUGAGCUUGGGGGAAAUGUUACAGCUGGGCCUUGGAAACGGAAGGGAGGGGGGGAUGGUGCAGUGGAAGACUCAAGUAGGGCCUUAUUGUGUGCACACGUUUGUAUGCGUGUGUGUGGUGUGCGUGUUUGUGUAUGUGUGUGUGUAUUUUGAAGCACACGCAUGCGUGUAGGAAAGAGGAACAAUACAAUGUGAUGAUUCCUACACGCGUCACUUCUUCCCCAUUAAUGAGGCACGGAAACUCUCUCGCCUCUCACCAUGCUCUCUAACUUAGGAAACUGUAAUUCAUUCUCUCUCUCUCUCUCUCUCUCUCUCUCUCUCUCUCUCUCUCUCUCUCUCUCUCACACACACACAUACACACACACACACACACACACACACACACACACACACACACACACACACACACACACACACGCACGCACGCACGCACCUACGGAAUUGAAGAACCAAAAUCAUAUACCAACGAGGAAGAUAGAACAGUAAUACCAGUCGUGUUAGGGAAUUUAAGGAAUUAAAAAUGAAACGCAUGAAAAUCAAUUAGAGGGUAGGUAUAAAAAUUAUAAAGAGAAAAUAAGAUCUGCCAGUUAUGGUUACUUGUCAAUAUUUCAACCCAUUUUCUAUGUUUGGAGCAGUGUAAACAUCCAGGGAAGACUGUGUUAAGUGUGGCAGUCUAUAUCCCUGUUCUUUCUUUCAAGACCUCAGACUUGGGAAUGUCGUAUACAUUCAGCCUUUGGUAAUGAUCAAAUUAAGGCUUCCAUCUAAUGAGAUUAUGUAAUGAUCAAAAUGAGUUUUUCAGGUACUGGUAAUAAAAGUAUUCCUAUAUGUUUGGACACGAGUGAGUCAGAAUUUAGUGUCUUCAGCAUUUCAAUUUGUAUAUUGGUAAAUUUAAUUACUUUUUUUUUCUGGAAACCAUCACUAAGCUGUCAAAAGUCGUCACUCCUGAAACAAUCUCUUUAUUCAGGGUAAACACACUGAAGCUUCUUAGGGAUGACGCAAGUUCCUCCGUCUUCUAAUAUGUUAAUUUUUCAACUAUAAUCUACCUUGUCCAUAACUACUAACGCAUUUGCUUUGUCUAUUUCGUAAGGUGAAGUCCAGGAUCUUUCCUUAAUUCAUGGUAUAACUUAACAAAUCUUUGAUGACAAUUGUGUUGCAGAGACCUAAGCUUUGCAACGCAAUUGUCCUCAAAGAUUUGUUAAGUUAUGCCAUGAAUUAAGGAAAGAUCCUUGACUUCACCU